CGGUUCAACCCAAAAGUGCUUUAAUUGCCAAUGAAAGAGAGUGCGAUGAAUCUCGUUCGAUAUCCCAUUGAUAGUAUUUUACUGUGCCAUGAACAUGCUGCAACCAAGGAGCCCGCAUGGUGUUCACUGUUCACUCUGACUUCAGACUUUCAGGCCGUUCUUUGCGGUCGGCAGAGAAGAAGGUAGUCUUGGUCAGUUCACUUUCGGUGGUGAAAUCGUGAAGACCUCUUGUUCUCGAAGACGAUUCUUGACGAGAAAAGGGAAGAUAAAUAGGCGGGAGAAAAGACACGACAUGUGAAAAAUCUGUGAUUGCGGCCAGCAAGUUGACGAGUGGUAGAAGAGGGGUUGGAGUUGCUUUGGUCGAUCGGAGCGUUUGUACUUGUAAUCGCUUAAUAAUUAUUAUCUUUUCCCUUGGCACGUUCGAGAAUUCAUGCGUUCGUGCGCAAGAGUGUGAGAUAAACGCAAUUGAUGGCAAUUUAGCACGGAGCGUUGGUGAAAGUUCUUUUCUCUAUCAUCUUCAUCGUGCCUUCAACUCGGAAUAUGACCAAAGGAAUUUUAUUGGUGUGCUUGAGUAUCACUUGCUGGAUCUGGAACCCCAGUGUGGCUCACGUGAAAAGCAUCUUGGGGCAUGACGUACACCCACCAGAGUCCCUCACGGCUCAGUACUAUGAGCAACACAAACAUGACGGGGAUGUGACGCCCACUUGCGCCGGGAACGCCAGCCAUCCCAACGGAGCCACCAAGUUCUGUCUGCAUGAUCAUGAAUACCCGAUCUCGCAAAUCGAGCACGCCAUCAAAUACCAUUAUCACGCAGUGGCAUCCAUUUAUAAGGAUGUGAUAUUGAACACGGAUCUAUCGGUGGAUCACUUGGCCACACUUGAGCAGGAGCACUUCUUGUGCCCAUCACAUGUGGAAUACACUCGACCUUUGAGGGCAAUCAAUACCCAUGGAAAGUGGAGCAUUAUCGUUAAUAAUAUCCCAGCCUCAUAUGAUCACUUGACCCAAACCGUUCGCAUUGAGAAAUGCAAAUUUGAGCACUAUCCGUGUCCUCUCCUUCCAGCUUGUUACGAGAGUAAAUGCGUUCAGAAAUACACCUAUCAUCGCUUCUUGGUGUACAACCCCAAAGAUUACUACUAUCCAUUCCGAGUGGAGACCUUCAAGUUGCCAUCCUCUUGCGAUUGUAUCGCCUCCGAAUACAACUAUCACGACCACUUGAACUCGAAGAACCCGUAUACCGGUUCCAAAACCGUGAAACAAUAUCACGCGCCCGAACCUGUGCAAAUCAUCCAGGACUAUGUCAAGAAGGAGAUCAUCAGCCCCAUCUAUUACCCAAAGACAGAUCAAAGCAGUUCCAAUUUCAACAAAAACGGUCCUCCACAUUACGUGGAUAAAACCUUGGGUUGAGAUCCCAAUCAGAUCUGUCUGGAGGAGUGGAGAACAACACGUGGUUGGUUGCUUUGAUUUGCGGACGUCUCAUAGUCUUCAACAUGACCAUAACAUGAAAAUGUGCAAUAUGAAUAUAUAAUAGAGCCCUUAAGUGCAGCUCUUGGGAUGAACUGCUAAUUCUCUACCACGAUUUACUUUUCUUUCGCUUCAAAACACUUUUGUCUUUUGAGCGUUAUUGUAGCUUGCAACGAAUGAGGUUUAAAAAAAAUGCGUUUCGUUUAGUGCAC
Molecule: messenger RNA, 1673 nt
Organism: Tigriopus californicus
Lineage: Eukaryota; Metazoa; Arthropoda; Copepoda; Harpacticoida; Harpacticidae
Product: neurotrophin 1-like
Exons: 4
Coding region: 541-1404 (287 amino acids)
Biological process (GO): central nervous system formation; regulation of Toll signaling pathway; innate immune response
Cellular component (GO): extracellular region
Molecular function (GO): Toll binding; growth factor activity
Source: RefSeq, a predicted model, not a curated record